UGACAGUUGACAUUGACGUCAAUUUUUAUUUUUUAGGUCUUAAAUAAAAAAGGAAUAUAGGGGAGUAUUUAUUAAGAUGUAUUAUUUUCUAAAAGAAUAAGGAACAUCUCAACAUACUUCGAAAACUAAAAGGCCAUCAUGGCCAGUGAAGAACAUAAGCAAUUAGCACAAUUUUUAAAAACUGUUCACUCAACUCUAAGAAAUACAACAGCUGCUGUAGGAAGUGAUAGAGCAUGGCAUAAUCAUUGCAGUAACAAAGAUGUUUUACUUACAUAUGCAAAAUUCAUGCAGAGGCUAGCUACCACUCAUUGGGAAGAAAACUCAUGUAAUGAGUUCAGUUCAGCCUCUUCCCGUAUUAAAUGGUCUGCAGAUUUUUCACAUGAUUACUUUGUCAAGAAGUCCUUCGAAAAAUGUACAGAAAAAGAAGUAGAAAUUGGAGAAAAAAUUGGUAUCGUAAUAAAUAUAAAAGAACAAUUUUCUGAACCAUUCAAACUUCUUGAUGUUGGAAGUUGUUAUAAUCCCUUUAAAACAUAUGAUUUUUUAGAUGUAUUAGCCAUUGAUCUAUGUCCUGCCAAUGAAUAUGUGAUGGAAUGUGAUUUUCUGCAAGUUUUAAUUGGAGCAGAUACAAAGUUAAUUAAAAAUAAAGUAGAGCAACUGCAAGAAAAUUAUUUUGAUAUUGUAACUUUUUGUUUUCUCUUAGAGUACAUUCCAACCUCGGAAAUGAGAAUAAAAGCAUGUGAAAAUGCAUAUAGACUAUUAAAAAUCGGUGGCUUAUUAUUAAUUAGCACUCCAGACUCCAAACAUGUGGGAGCUAAUAGUAAAUUAAUGAAAUGCUGGAGACAUACAUUAGCUACUUUAGGGUUUUCUAGAAUUAGAUAUGAAAAAUUCAGACAUAUGCAUUGUAUGGCAUUUAGAAAAUGUUUACAUAAAGACAUUGCUGUUAGAUGGGCUAUUCUUCACAAAGAAUCAUAUAUGGAUGGUUCUUUGCAUAUUCCACAAGACUUUUCAAAUACAAAACGGGAAAUCACUAAAAAUCAUAAUGUAGAUAUUGAAAUCAAAGAUUUUGCAGAACUUCCAUUUAACAAUUCAUGCUUUGUAGAACACUGAAAAUGUUUUGAAAAGACUUAAAAAAUGAUUGAUAACUAUGCACUGUUGUUAUUUUUGAGUGUUCAAAUACUUUGAUGGGAGAUGAGUAAUCAUAAUGAGCUAUCAAACGGAAAUAUAUUUUUACAUUCAAAGUUAUUGUUUUUUUCUUUAUAAUCUGUGCCCACAUUUGUAUUUGCUGGGACAACAUUUAGGUUUGCUGGUUAAGAAUUUAUAAGUCUCA
Molecule: messenger RNA, 1327 nt
Organism: Nymphalis io (European peacock)
Lineage: Eukaryota; Metazoa; Arthropoda; Insecta; Lepidoptera; Nymphalidae
Gene: Samtor
Product: S-adenosylmethionine sensor upstream of mTORC1
Exons: 2
Coding region: 139-1107 (322 amino acids)
Biological process (GO): negative regulation of TORC1 signaling
Molecular function (GO): S-adenosylmethionine-dependent methyltransferase activity
Source: RefSeq, a predicted model, not a curated record